AUUAAUUUAAUAAUAUGGACAACUAGUGGCACAGACUUUAAUUCAUAACUCUUUUAAGAAUAAGGACGAUUACAUUUUUCGGAAUGGUCAGCUGUAUUUAAUAUAAUUUUUUUUUCUCGAUGUUUAGGAAGUUACAUUUUUGUUUGAUUGUUUUUUUUUCUGCUGUUGAAGCAGCAGAGAUGAUCUUUGUUUCACACGUUUCAGCGUGAAAGUGCACAAUUGGUUUCCUAGUUUUUGUUUUUUAUCUGGUCUGUCAAACAAGUUACAAGGUCCACGCGAUCAUUUUGUAUAGGUAUUUCACGUUAAACUCGCCUAUUGUAAAUUAUUUCUCUCUCUCUCUGUAGAUUUAAAAAAAAAAACAUUAAGAUAUCACUUUAGUAAGUUUUGUUGAAUUUGUAUAGUGAGCAGGUGCAGCGCUUUAAUAUAAUUAUGGAAUACUUUAUAACUUUUACCAACCAGAGCCAAGGCAGAGACCGCAUAUUCCGAGCCGCUCAGUAUGGAUCUGCCUUGUUUGUUUAUUUAUUGAAAAACAAAUCUGGAAGACAGAAACUGAUCAAAAAGCUACAGAGCCUGGAAUCCAACAUGAGCACAGGAAGGAAGUUGUUCAGACUGGGAAACACUGUCAGUUCGAUCGAUGCAGCCAAACGCACCAUGCAUCUUGAAGACCCAGUGCUGCGUUUGUGCUUGACGGUGGCCAAUUUGAAUCGCUCCCUGUAUUUCUUGUGUGACAACAUACUGUGGGCAAGAAGUAUUGGGCUGGUUACUGACAUGGACAAGGAGAAGUGGAGCAUGCGGGCCUCCCGCUGUUACUUUGUCUCCUUGCUCAUGAACCUGACCCGGGACCUGUACGGAAUCUACCGGGCAAUGGAGCGGGAGGCUCAAGACAAGCAGUAUCGACAGAAGGUGAGCCAGCACUGCAGUGACAGCAGAGAUGUGGCGUGCAUUGCAGUCCUGGAUCUCCAGGCUUUCCUCCUGCUGCUGAUUCACAGCCUGAGACGCAACCCCUCUAUCCUGCUGGACACGGCGAAGAAUGUGUGUGACCUCUUCAUUCCCAUGGACAGGCUCGGCAUUUAUAAAACAAACCCCGAGUGGUGGGCUUGUGUGGACUGAUGUCCUCUAUUUUAGGAAUCCUUGCACUCGUGAAACCAAGCUUCAAACUGAAGCCUUAACAUUGGAAGCAGUGAUUAGGUAUCUUGAAGCUGAAUAUGUACGGUUUGUGAUAUAGCAAAAGUUGCACAGUUAUUAUUGAUAGAUGAUAGAUACAAAGAAGUAGAUGUGAUACCUUUUAUUGGACUAACUAAACAGUAAUUAAUCACAAGCUUUCAAUACCUCAAAGGUCUCUUUCUUGAGGUGAAAGUAGAAAUGAGAGGUUGUAUCACAUCUCCUUCUCUUUGUCUAUCCUCUCUGGAGUGAUAUGGCUACCAUUUCAUCUGUUAAUACCAUACAGCAAAAGGUCUUUCUGUAACGUAACAUACAGUAAACCGCUUGGUUCUUUUUUUAUAGUACUGUGAAACAUUAACCCUAAAUACUAUAGGACAUGCUCUGCUAUAAGCGGGUAUUGUAGGAAAUAAGCAGAACUGUUAUUAUGGUUCGAAGCAGGAAUUUAAAAUGAGGAGAUAUAGAAACUACUGUAUGUUCUAAUAAUGUACUAACAGCAUUGCAAUCUGUGGAAUAUUUAGAUAUAUUCUAUUGGGGGACACUCUGGAAUUUAUAAUGCAUGUUGUAUGUUGGAAAGAAAAUAAUUUGGCCAUCAUGGGCAACAAUGGGAAUAAUUUCGACAGCUGCCCUGGACUGGUGCUAUUGCCAGCCUUGGCUUUGUAUCUUGGGGCUAUUUUACACUGAUAUUCAGCAUGGAAUAUACCUCAGCUGAAUUGCUACCAGGGGUAUUCAAUUGAUUAUCAGACUUUGUUUGCUUUUAUUGUUAAGUUCAGAUUUAACAGGUGUAGUAAUUGCCUUCUUUCAGGGCUGGUCAAACGAUUAGCAUGUGAAAUAAAAUAAUAAUAUAAACAACAGUGUCUAGCAUAGACCUGGACUGGAAUGGUUAACAGGUCUGAUCCAGUACGAAUCUGGUAAUGUAAACGUUCAUUAUUAUUAGUAGUAGUAGUAUUAUGUGUCUGUUUAGGAAAGUGAACAUUGGUAAUUUGUAUUUAAUGCUGUAGAUAUAUUUUAGUGCUAGAUGCACUCUUUGUCUAGUUCAAAGUUAAUUUAAGUCUAAUAUAUAUUUGUAAACAAGAGAAAGCGUUCCUAACAACUUUUGAGUAUAAAUGACCAAUCCUUUUUUUGGUAGUCUUUAGGACAUAAAAAUCUAACUAUGCAAGUAUUUUAAAGUAUGCAAAAUAAACAGUUCUAUCUGAAAAUAGAAUUAUUCUAUAUACUUAUUACACUGUGUAUUCUAUUGAGAGCCUGUGUGGCUAAGAUUCACUGAAAUGUAUGUAUGGUUAGGUGGCGUGGUUGUGAACUAAUAAAGUGUUUUUUCUUGGC
Molecule: messenger RNA, 2481 nt
Organism: Acipenser ruthenus (sterlet)
Lineage: Eukaryota; Metazoa; Chordata; Actinopteri; Acipenseriformes; Acipenseridae
Product: peroxisomal membrane protein 11A-like
Exons: 3
Coding region: 430-1110 (226 amino acids)
Biological process (GO): regulation of peroxisome size; peroxisome fission
Cellular component (GO): peroxisomal membrane
Source: RefSeq, a predicted model, not a curated record